Messenger RNA from Opisthocomus hoazin, 762 nucleotides. NCBI's taxonomy places the organism in Eukaryota, Metazoa, Chordata, Aves, Opisthocomiformes, Opisthocomidae. The record is from RefSeq and is a predicted model, not a curated record.
GUUAAAGCAUAUAUCCUUCUAGAUCAGUCUUCCUUUUCCCACUUUCUGAAAAUGUGCAAGGACCUGGGAGUUGACCUUGAACAGGAAAAGUUGAUGAGAAUUCGAACUCUCACUGGAAACACAUACUGCACAAGGUCGGGGGCCAAAAUUAUUGGAAAAGUCCGAGAAAAGUUCAUGUUAAUUGAUGGCAUUAGAGUGACAACAGGCUCCUACAGUUUUACGUGGACAGAUGGGAAGCUGAACAGCAGCAACAUUUUGAUCCUGUCAGGCCCCGCAGUUGCACACUUUGACCUGGAAUUUCGGAUUCUUUAUGCACGGUCAAAGCCUAUCAACCUCAAAGAGUUAUCCAGCUGCAAGAAGAAUAAGGUGUUGGACCAGCUGGUCAGGAUAACAGUAGCUUCCAGAGACUCGACCAGGGAAAACUUCCUGAGAAUGGAGUUUUUGUAUCUUAGAGCAUUUGUAGGGAAUCUAAAAAGGAAGCGAAGCUGGCUGCACGCCUCGAGGGAGGCAGUCUACCUGUCCAACAACGCGAUGCAUGCCUCUCCUCCGCUGACUAAGAGGAACGUCUCUCUGGUUAUGAGGCCACACUGGAUCAUAGAGCGAUGAAGUGCACGAUCACGCGGAGCGAGAAGCCGAACCUCAGGAACCACGUCCAGCCGUCCGUGUCCAGUGCUGUCUUACAGCCCGCUUGUGAGAGCAGCUGGGAAACGCUCCUCGAACAGAGAAAGCGACACUGGGACUGUGGUUCCGUUUGAAGACCAC